Messenger RNA from Paramecium sonneborni, 1430 nucleotides. Lineage: Eukaryota; Ciliophora; Oligohymenophorea; Peniculida; Parameciidae. The record is from the annotation of a GenBank genome assembly.
AUGAAAACUACUCUUCUGCAAAAUAUUUUGCAAAUAAAAGGGAGUUCUAAUGGAUUAAAAAUACAUACUCCAACUUAGAUUUUAUUAUAAUUAAACUAGCCUCCUAAAGGAUUUUAUAAUCCAGAAUUUUAUAGUAAAAAUAAAAAGGAAAUUUUUCUUUAUGAAUCAAUUGAAGAAAAAAUGAAAUAUCAGUACCUUAAUCCAGAAUCAAAUUUUGAUAUAGAUAAUUCAAAUGAUUUGUUUUAUCUUAUAUGAGAAACAUGAAAAUUAAUAGAGAUAUACAUUUGAUUUGGGCAGAAGCUUUUUGGUUCAACUAAACCUAAAACUUCUAUUAUAGGAAAUUAAGCAACUGCUAGAUUAAUCAGAUAUAUUUAGGAUUUAAAUUAUGAUCCAGUAGGUUGUGAUAACAAAAGAAAUUUUGAAGAUUUUACUAAUUAUAUUUUAAAUCUUAAUGGUCUUUCAUCUUAAAACUUAGUUUAAAUGGAUAAAUAUGAAUUUCUAUCAGGAAAGAAAUUUGAUUUUAUUGAGAUUGAAGAAAUCUUUCGCAAACCAUUUAAUUUAUUAGUUUCUGCUCUAAAGGCUAUAAAUGAUGAUGGAUUAUUAAUAUAUACAAUUUUAGAAUUUAUUUCUAAUAAAGGAUUUAUCAGAAAGCAAGUAAAAUAAUAAAUCAAUUUUUUUCCAAAUGAAACUUUUUGUAAUUCAGAAAUUAUUAUAUAAGGAACCCUUGCUAAAUUUAAUAAGUUGCUCAUGAUCUUGGAAAACAUAUCGAACCUCUUUAUACAUAAGCCACUGCUAAUGAUGUUGGGCAUCUUACAUUAUGUAUGAAAAUUAAAAAUGGAAAAAAAGAAUUAAAUAAUAUCAUGCAUAUUGUUCUACUUGUGGUAGAAUUUCAAAUGGUUGUGAAUAAUCUAAAAUUUGUUCUUUUAGAGGUUUGGGUCCAUUGUAUUUUUAAAAUUUAGAUUAAAACAAAGAAAAAGAAAUGUUUAUCAAUUAAAAAAUAUACUAAUUGGGAAUUUUUAGAAAAAAUUUUUCAAUAAAUUUAUAAUAUUCCAUCUGAUGCUUAUCCAUUCUAUAUUAAUAAAUAUAUGAAUCAUGAGAAAUCCUUUUCAUUUUAUGAACUACUUGGAAAUGAAGAAAAAUAUUUUGUAUGUAAAUCUCCUUAUCAUAAUAUGCCAACUAUUUAUACUAAUAUGCCUUGGAAUAUUCUAAUGGGCAAAGUUCAUGAAUUUGUAAUAUUUUUUGUUUAUUACUAGCUUUUUUAAAAGAAAUUUAUAGCCUUCUCAUACAUUGCUUCUCUUCCUUAAAAACCUUUACUACUUUAAAAUCUUGAAUAAGCAUAAAGAAUACAUUAUGAUGACGAAAUCAAUUUAUAAGCACUUCCAAGAUAGUUGAAAAUAAAAAGAUAAGAGGCUUAUGGAUGGGGAGUUUGA